Molecule: messenger RNA, 378 nt
Organism: Scheffersomyces amazonensis
Lineage: Eukaryota; Fungi; Ascomycota; Pichiomycetes; Serinales; Debaryomycetaceae
Gene: CYB5
Product: Cyb5p
Exons: 1
Coding region: 1-378 (125 amino acids)
Cellular component (GO): intracellular membrane-bounded organelle; endoplasmic reticulum membrane
Molecular function (GO): heme binding
Source: RefSeq, a predicted model, not a curated record
AUGUCUGAAGAAUUAAAGACUUAUACCAUUGAUGAAGUCAGUGAACAUAACAAAGUUGAUGAUUUAUGGAUUGUUUAUAAUGGACAAGUUUACGAUGUCACCAAAUAUGUAGAUGAACAUCCAGGUGGUGAAGAAGUUAUUGUUGAUGUUGCUGGUUCCGAUGCAACUGAAGCCUUCAACGAUAUUGGUCACUCUGAUGAUGCCCAUCAAAUCUUAUCUGGCUUAUUAGUUGGAAAAUUAGAAGGUGGUGUUGUCAAGAAGACCAGCUCUAUUAUGAAUCAAACCGGUGGUGAUGCUAGUAGUUCAAGUUAUCCAUUAUUGGCUGUCUUGGUCUUUUUACUUGCAUCUGGUGCUUAUUAUUUAUUACAACUCAAAUGA